This is a messenger RNA of Anopheles merus, 3805 nucleotides long. Its product is annotated as CCAAT/enhancer-binding protein-like. Lineage: Eukaryota; Metazoa; Arthropoda; Insecta; Diptera; Culicidae. Gene Ontology annotation, molecular function: RNA polymerase II cis-regulatory region sequence-specific DNA binding; DNA-binding transcription factor activity, RNA polymerase II-specific. The record is from RefSeq and is a predicted model, not a curated record. Gene Ontology annotation, biological process: regulation of transcription by RNA polymerase II; DNA-templated transcription.
AGUAGCCCGCGGUCGUGGUGUGUAUGUGCGGAUUUUGUCGCGCGUUUUUUUUUUUCUUCACUGGUGCAGAAUUUUCCGCGCUUUCCCGAAACGACCGUUAAUGCUUCCCUGCUGUUACCUGUCACAGCCAAACAGCCAGCGGUGAUGCCGAACGCAGCGAACAGUUGAAUGAAUCAUGGAUUAUUUCUACUUCUGGAUCUACAACAAAUGAAAUCGUUUUGAUUAGUGACAAGUGCCUAAUUGUUCCAAAGUGUUGCAAUCGAUUGUUUUGUCUUCGUGUGCAGUGAGUGUUUGAACAAACUUGAUACAGUUGUUCUAUCGGAAAGGUGAAAUAUUAUACAAAAAGAGAAUAAGAAGGACUGACACGUGUCUGCAGUGUUUUGGAGAAAGGUUAAGGUGCAAUUGCUGGUGGAAGAGAGAUUGAAGCAUAAUCCAAUGUGCAAUUUGGUGGCGUUUGUGUGAAUGGAAAGCAGCAAAGCGGAAGAAAAAUCGUGCAAUAAUUCUAUGAUUUUGUGUUGUGCCUGCAGAAGUGCGACGUGCUGGUGAGUGAAUUUGUGUACCCCUCGUCACCUCUUUAUGUAUCCACCCCUUGGCACGAGCGAGUGAAUAGUGGGCCAAAAAUAUGGAAUCGCCGCAAAUGUACGAUACGAAUCAAAUCCAAGUGCGCAGUGAUAUCAAGAAGCUAACGAUGGCCGCGAACAAUAGCGUGAACGGUGCGAACGGCACGGCCAACGGGGCCUCGCCGACCAACAACAACAACAACUCACCGACCGCGAUUAAUCAGAACACGCUGGCGAUGAAGCAGCAGCAGCAGCAGCAGCAGCAGCAGCACCAGCAGGUCCAGCAGCAGGUCCAGCAGCAGCAGGUCCAACAGCAGCAGCAGCAGCAGGUUCAGCCCCAGCAGCAGGUGCAGCUCGGCCAGCACGCCGCCACCAACGGUGCGUCCGGCGGUCUGCUCUCCAACGGUAACCUCCUGUCCAAGCAGAUGCUGCAGCAAAUCCAGUACUCCCAGUCCGAGCUGGACGAGCUCACGUCCCAGGAGAUCUCGCUCGACCUGCAGCACCUGAUCGACGACCAGUUCCGCGACCCGGAAGCGCUCGGCAUCUUCACCGAGAUGGUGACGGUCGGCAGCACCAACGGUACGAUGGCGAACCCGCUCGUGCAGACGGCCGCCGCCAAGGCGCUCCAGCUCCAGCAGGCCCGGCUCUCGCAGCACUCGAACGGUGGCAACAGCUACCAGCGCUCGCUCGCCUACAUGCCCCAGCCGGUGCAUACGGGCGCCGCGUACGGCAGCACCUCGAGCGACGAGAACAGCUCCGUCGGCUCGUCCGCCGACUCGGCCAACAUCAAGGAGGAGCCCGUCGACCCGAACGAGUACCGCCGGCAGCUGCGCGAACGGUGCCUCCGGGGCGCCCAGUUUAUGGGCACCAUCAACGGGUACCCGGGGCUGCCGGGGGCCGGUGGCGGUGGUGGUGGCGCGGCAACACCCAACGGUGUCCCCGGGGCGCUCGGUGCGUCCGGUGGCGGCGGCACCACCCCCAGCUACGUCACCAACGGCAACGGUAACAGCUUCUCCAGCCUAACGCCCGCGACCGUGCUGCACCAUCAGGCGCUGCCGCAUCUGUCCGGCGCCGCCCAUCUCGCCAACCUGACCAAGCACAGCAAGAUGCUGCCGCACGUGGGGCGCAAAACGCAGCAAAAGGUGGUGGACAAGGGCACGGACGAGUACCGGAGGCGGCGCGAGCGGAACAACAUCGCGGUGCGGAAGUCGCGCGAAAAGGCGAAGGUGCGGUCGCGCGAGGUCGAGGAAAAGGUGAAGACGCUGCUGAAGGAGAAGGACGUGCUGAUACGCAAGAUCGAGGAGAAGAACAACGAGAUCGCGCUGUACAAGCAGCUGUACAUGCACCUGAUGAACCACAGCAACCCGGAGAUCAACCAGAUCUGUCGCAGCGCGCUGAACCUGUCCAACAUGGGCGACCACAUGUGAUUUGGUGCGCUUUUGGGUGAAGCGUUUCGGGGAAUCGUUGUCCGCUGCUUUUUGUUUUUUUGGUCGGUCCAGAGCCGAGGACUGCUGCAUUGCAUCCUGGGUUACAUCUCACUUUUCCUCCCAAACAGCCCACAGCAGCAGCAGCAGCAGCAGCAGCAGCAGCAGUCCAGUAUGGUACGGUCGGAGAUGUCCCCUGUAUUAGCUACCCAUUGUCCAUUCUACGUUGCGUUUUGUACACAUAAUACACACAAACACACACGAACCAAAGACAAGUUAGGCUCGCAGGAUAUUCUUUCGCCCCAACUCGGGACGUAGAAUGGAGUCAAACGAAGACACACAAAGACGGCGCAAAUGUAAGGAAGGCGAAAAUGGGGAAGCGAAAUUUCGGUGGGGGGACAAUCCCGAAUUCGAUUCGACCGCAGGCAGCUACUCACCGGAAAAACAAUAGCACAAACACACACAUACACUCUUGUGACAGCUAGAGCAGUGAACGUGAAGCAAUUCGAAAGGAACUUAAAUACCUGUACAUAGCGUUUAAGAUAUUCGUGUUUAUUUGCUACUGCGACGUUAUUAAUGUUAUUAUAAUUAUUGCCGUUUUUUUUUUGUUGUGUAUAGAAGAGGAUGCAUUCGCUGAGUGCAUUGCAUUGCGGAGCAAUUGGGUGGACAGGGGAACAGGGACGAAUGUAGCAUACAUACAGUUAUAUAUCUAUCUCUCUUUCUCUCUCUACUGACGUACAGCGACCGAUGAAACAAAUCGUUCGACACAAUACCUACUUAAGUACUACUUUUUGCACAAAGAUUCACAAGAAACAUACACACACACACCCUUUUGGUAUCGCUGGUUGUAGAUAAGACUUGAUGGAAAUGUUUCCUUUCGUUUUCUUUUUUUUUGUAAAUUUGUUCUUUAGUUUCAUGGUUAAGCUGUAUGUAGUGUAGUGUGCUUUAUUCGUUCGUUUGCGUUCAUCCAGAGUCAGGGCAGAUACGUCUGCUACGAAAACGGUCAAAAUACAAACUACUUUUUUACAAAAUUAAACUAAAACACUGUUCUACUUCCUUUUCUUUCUUUUUCUUCCUGUAUCUUCAUCUCCAAUUACUGUUUGUGGUGUACUUGUAACACGUUAUAAGCUACAGGUUAAUGUUUCCACCCUUAAGACUGAUGUUCCUGUAAUUCUUUUAGUGUUUUUCCUAUUUCAUAUUUCUCUUCACUCUGCUUUUUCUAUUUCUGUUGUUGCAUCUUUGCAGAUGUUUCAAACAAAAUUUGAUUUUCUUUUUCCACAUUCCUGUAUUCAUCUUUUCCUUUUCUCUUCCAACAAUCAUUUACACAAUUCUUUUGUUUCUUUUUCUACUUUUCAUUCAUGAUUUGUUGUUUCAUUCUAUUAUCUUAUUGUUCGGACUUCUUUCAUUCAACUACUCUGUUUCUAAUGUUUUUCGUUGAUCCUUUUCUACUUUUCCUUCUGAAAUUUACCUUUAAUUGAAAUUUACCUGAAAUCUAUUUUUUCCUCUCAUCUUUUCAUUUUCAUAACUAACUAAAAGCUUGUUGCACUAAAAUACUCUCUCCAAUCAUUUGUCAAGAAUCUUCUUUUACUAUCUUGUUCGCACACUGUUUCUUUCUACCUUUUCUUGUUCUUAUUCAUUCAUUGUUUUUCCUCUUUUACCUAACUUAUUUUAACUACUCCGCAUCUAGUACUUUCCCGAACUAAACCAAAAGACAUCGUUUUGUAGACUUUCGCAACCACACCACCUUCCAUAAUUUUCCUCACAAAUGUUAGACACAAUGAACCAGUUAUGUAAAUAUUGAACCACACACAUAUACAUAUC